AGCGUCGCAGAUACAUCCAAUCUCUCUGUUUUUCGUCAAAACUGGGGGUUGCAGAAGGAAUUGGAUAAACAACUUCUCGAAGCGAUUAUCAGAACCCCGUGAACAGGGAAAUUCUCUCCUUGAACCAGGACCACAGAUGUCUGGAAAACUCUCCACGGGAGGGACGAAUUCCGACUCCCUCCCCCGGAGAAACUCCGGCACCACUUCCCACUCCGAAAACGUCUCACUGGGAGAUUUCCCGUCGACAGCGGCGACAAUCAGCUCCAAAAGUUCCCACCACACUGAAGCGGUGUCCAGCAGCGUCCACGACUCGGACAGCGAACGCAGCCUCGGCAGAUCAGAGACGAGCGAGGACGACCUACGGGAUUUUGUGCGAGCGGGGCCGGAUUUCGCGGAAAAUGGCGAGACACCAGCACGUAGUACGGGCACCACGACGAGCUUCAAGACCAGUCAUAGCGGGCUCGGCGACGAGCAUGAGGAUGUGGAUGACGAUGGCAUCGAGUCGGUGUCCGUCACGGACUCGGAUAGUGGGAGUGAGCGAGGAUUCAGGCCGCUGAAGAGGAUACAGGCGGCACCGCCGAAGGGGAAGAGACGGGCUUCUAGUGUGGAUGUAACAUCGGGCGGUGGAGGGCAGAGUCGGAUAUGGGGAGCGUCCAAGGUGAAGAUCCCGAUGCGACGAGUUGAUGACGAUGACGGGUUGAGAAAGGCUAUUGGAUGGUCUGAUACACCGGUGCGAAUUGAUGCAAGACCCAGCCCGCGAGAUGUAGCUGCUGAACAGGAAGAAGCGGAUUUGGACUCGUCGUCGGACGAGGUUGCGGGACGCAGGAGAGGCGUCUACAUUCCUGCCGAAUUCAGGGUGGGGACGGGUCCACACACAACGGUACACGCAGGGCAAGCCGACAGAGCGGCGUCCAUUGAUGAGGACGUUGAAGACGAAGGCCCUAUUGAGCGGCUCAAUGACAAACCAAGGAAGGAUAGGUUGGUAGAUAUCGACUCGGCAUCUGAGGAUGAAGACCUCGACGCCACGGCUGCUGCACAUGGGCAUGCGUUGGCAACCAACAUGCAUGCGCGAGAAUCAACACCCUUGCCAGCCUUCACCAAAAGCCUGAAAAACAACUUUGGAAGAGCGAUUGGCCCACAACCUGUUCGAACCGCGAAUUCGAACCUUAGGCGAUGGAAGCCAGUGGAGCUGGAUGCCCCAUUGGAAGACGCGGAGCCAGAGCCCGAUUCCAGCAUAGAGGAGGAUAAGGCAGCAGUGGCUGAGAAAGUACAGUUGGAGCAGCAACGCAGCGCGCUGCUACAUCAUGUACUGCCGCCUGGUAAGAAGGAGGCGGAUGCGGGUUGGUGGGCGAAAGUCAACAUGUUCCAAAAGGGUUCGUCGAAACGAACGUUGGCGGACUCGAGCGCCAGUCUCGCCUCCCUCGCCGAGGAGCCAGAACAGUACGAUGGUGAUUUCAAGAAGUCGCCGUCGGCAUCCAAACAAGUGGGCAGUCAGACAACUCUAGGCGGCUCCUCAGCCUCACUCACCGGAUCACAAACAAACCUGGCAUUGCCCAAGCCGGCAGAAGGCGACCAAUCGCCAACCCAUGUCAAGCAUAAAUGGCUCCGACCACUCUUCCCUAAAUUAUAUAAAGACGAAAAGGAGAAGCACCACCAAGCUCCCGCUCAUCACCAGGACCAGCGUCUCCAGCACCUUCCUACCAGCUCACCAACGCAAGUCAACUAUGUCACGCACAUCGACACGCCGACCCUUCAAGCCCUGGACACCAGGAAGAAUAAGCCGAAAAGAUCGCUCACCACAGGUCAUCGCAGCAAGAAGGAUAUUCCGCUUUUCAGGCGGCUGAUGAAGAGGAAGGAGGGCUUCGCGAAUAACGCCGUAGCACCCGUGAAACCAAGAACGAGUGCAGGUCAUCCAACACAUGAGCCGAGCCAUUCGAGAGAUAAACCGCAGGCGCUGUCACGAGGCGGUAGUGAGGAUGCGAUAAGCGAAGAGAGUCAGAGGGUGUCUGCGACGUUUGAGAGUCGGUAUAGAGUCCUCCGCAAAGUCGGAGCGGGCGGCCAUUCCACCGUCCGACUAGCCCAACGCAUAUCGGACAACACUCUCGUCGUCUGUAAAUUCAUCAAAGAGGCCUCCGUCUGGCACUGGGUCACCGACCCAGUGUCCAAGCGGCGGUACCCACUUGAAAUCCACGUCAUGCGCAAAUUCAAGGACGAAUGCCCGUCCCACAGUGGCAUCAUCAAGUUUAUCGAGUACUACAACAUGGAUCCGCAAUUUGUGAUUGUGAUGGAGUACUUGGGCGAGGACUGGAUCGAUCUGUAUGAUUAUAUCGAGGCGUAUGGGCCUAUCAAUGAGGAGCAUUGUAAGGAUAUUUUCGGUCAGAUUUUAGAGACAGUGGAGUUUAUGCAUUGGAACGGUUAUGUGCAUAAUGAUCUCAAAGACGAGAACAUCAUGAUAAACACCCGCACACGACAAACCAAACUCAUCGACUUCGGCUCCACCACCCAACUCAUCCCCGGCAAAACCACCGACAUCUUCUACGGCACCCGCAAAUUCGCCUCCCCCGAAGCCGCCCAGGGCCACUCCUACUAUCCCGAAUCGCAAGAAGUAUGGACACUCGGCACGCUCCUCUUCGUCAUGCUCUUCAAAAUGGAUCCCUUCAAAGACGACGAGGAGAUCGUGGAUGUGGAUAUGGAGGAUAAAAUCGCGAGCUCGAUUGAGAAGUGUCGCGAGGAGGACGAGAAGGAGGGUGCGACGGUACACGAGGGGGAUGAGUUUGAUGUGAGCGAGGAUGUUGUGGAGGUGCUCAAGGGCAUGCUGCAUAAAGAUUGGGGGGCGAGGUUGCGAGUGAAUGAGGUCUUGACCCUGCCCUGGUUCAAGGACUGGUCGCCGUCGCCAGCUGCGAGAAUGAGGAUUUGAUAAUGGGAAUAGGGUGGAUGUUGGGAGUUGGGUGCUGAAGCUGCGGAGAGAUAUGGGGUCUCUUGGAAAGGCGAACAACCUUCCUCUGUCGUGACUGUAGAGUUUGUAAUUUAGAUCUAUUCUGCGCCAUAUGUUUGUCCUUUUUGAUGCGCUUGUAAUCCGAGAGAUUUGU
Molecule: messenger RNA, 3089 nt
Organism: Fimicolochytrium jonesii
Lineage: Eukaryota; Fungi; Chytridiomycota; Chytridiomycetes; Spizellomycetales; Powellomycetaceae
Product: kinase-like domain-containing protein
Exons: 3
Coding region: 137-2917 (926 amino acids)
Biological process (GO): protein phosphorylation; intracellular signal transduction; negative regulation of glycogen biosynthetic process
Cellular component (GO): cytoplasm; nucleus; cytosol
Molecular function (GO): ATP binding; protein serine/threonine kinase activity
Source: RefSeq, a predicted model, not a curated record